AUAUAAAAGUCUACUAAAAUUGAACUAAUUUUUAAAGCAUUCAAAGCACACUUUUAAGCAGCUCAGUAUUACAAACACAUUUCAUAGUUUCUCAAGCUAUAUCAUACUAUAGAUUAAUGCAAAGACUGACAGUUGUGUACAGUGUGGUGUUGGAAAUUAUGUCUUAGUUUAAUCAUUUUAAUCGGUCAGGAUUAGUUAUAACAUGCGUGAAUGCGGGAUGUAAUGCCACGUUAUUAAUUAUAUUUUUGAAACGUAAUUAAACUCAGGACAAUAUUAUGUAUCUCACGACUUUAUAUCCUGCAUUUAAGCAUAUAUUGGGAGUUUAGUUUAAAUAUGAAUAAAUUAUAUCAAUAAAUGUUGGUAAAAAUUGGUAAUCUCAUUGGUAUUGAUAGCUUUUGGACUCUGUGAUUUAUCCUUUGAAUCAAAUAAUUGUAAUAUGAAUGUCUUUUUUGUAUGUGAAUUUCUAUUUUGUGUGAACAGGACUUUUAUUUUGGUGUGGCGACAUGAUGUCAUAAGGCUGUGACACGUUCCUGCAUCUGUGAUUCUUCAGAAGAAAGAGUGUCCAAACACACAGCGAAACUCCUGGUGAAGCGACUGAGAUCCACGUGACACACUAUUAUAAAGAUGGAGUUUAUUAAAGAGGAGAGUGAAGACGUGAAGAUUGAAGAAACAUUCAGAGUCAAACAAGAUACUGAGGAACAAACAGAUCUGAUGACAUUGAAAGAAGAGAGUCAAGAACUGAAUGAAAGUGGAGAGAAAAAUCAGGAUGAGAAAUGUCCAGAUUUCAUGACAGGGGAGAAAUCUACUAGUUCCUCACAGACUCUUAAAACAGAAACUAGAAACCUCCAGAUGAGAGUUCACACUGGAGAAAAGCCUCUGACCUGCCAACAGUGUGGAAAGAGUUUCACUCGAAAAGAAAGCCUUAAAGUUCACAUGAGAAUUCACACUGGAGAGAAGCCUUACACCUGUCAACAGUGUGGAAAGAGUUUCAGUCGAAAAGAAAGCCUUAAAGUCCAUUUGAAAAUCCACACUGGAGAGAAGCCGUUUAUAUGCACUCAGUGUGGAAAGAUAUUUACACAGAAAAAAAACCUUAAUGCCCACAUGAGAAAUCACUCUGGAGAGAAGCCUUACACCUGCAAACUGUGUGAGAAGAGCUUCUCACGAAAAGAAAGUUUUAAGGCUCACAUGACAGUUCACACUGGAGAGAGGCCGUUUGUUUGUGAUCAGUUUGGAAAGAGUUUCAUAUGUAAAGAAUACCUUAAUCAUCACAUGAGGAUUCACACAGGAGAGUACUGUUUUAUAUGUCAUCACUGUGGAAAGAGUUUCACAAAAAGAAUAAACCUUGAGAAUCACAUGAGAAUUCACACUGGAGAGAAGCCUUUCAUCUGCCCUCAGUGUGGAAAGAGCUGCACAACGAAAGGAAACCUUAAUAUUCACAUGAGAGUUCACACUGGAGAGAAGCCUUACAAGUGUCUUCAGUGUGACACGAGUUUCACGUAUCACGCAUACCUGAAACGGCAUUUGAAAACUCAUUCUGAAAAGAAAACACUGUUUUCCUCAGUGUGAUAAUGGGUUUAGAAAUAGGAACAGUUUCAUCUGUGCAUUCACUCUGGAGAAAGACAGUUCAAUUGCAAUCGUCUAAUAUAAACAUCACACUUACAAAUACAUAUAAAUAGUCAUGUAAAUGAGAGACCCUGUUUGUGUUCUUUGUUUAAAGAGUAUAUGUAUCUGUUAGAAAUUAGGGCUACUUUCACUCUGCAGCUGAAUGUGGGCUUCAUAUGACUGUCCACUUCUUUUAUUUGUACCGUUAUGUUUAAUUAUAUCCUUUUAUUUAUAUUCUUCACAAUAUCUUUGCUGCUGUAGUUUCAAACAUUAAGUGUUUAAGGUAAGCGGCAUUUUUAUUUAGACUAUCAAGAGGCAGGUAAACAACAUCGUACUCCCAUUGGUCUAUGGCAUGCAACGUCAACUGGCGGCCCGCGGGCCAAAUCCGGCCCGCCAGAGAUUUCCAUCCAGCCCCCAGAAUAAUACUGAAUUCAGGAAUAGCCUUGUAAGAGGAAAAAGUUUAGGGCU
Messenger RNA from Megalobrama amblycephala (Wuchang bream), 2070 nucleotides. RefSeq names its product gastrula zinc finger protein XlCGF8.2DB-like. Bases 625 to 1566 code for a protein of 313 amino acids. Gene Ontology annotation, cellular component: nucleus. Gene Ontology annotation, biological process: central nervous system development; regulation of transcription by RNA polymerase II. Gene Ontology annotation, molecular function: DNA-binding transcription factor activity, RNA polymerase II-specific; RNA polymerase II cis-regulatory region sequence-specific DNA binding. The record is from RefSeq and is a predicted model, not a curated record. The transcript has 3 exons. NCBI's taxonomy places the organism in Eukaryota, Metazoa, Chordata, Actinopteri, Cypriniformes, Xenocyprididae.